AUGAAAAAAAUCAAUAAUCAUGAAUCUAAUCAAUUUAUUGAUUAUAAAACACGUCAAUUAUUAUUUUUUCAUUGUCAUUUAAAAUUAAUUAAACAAAUAUUUAUUAAAAAUAAUGAAACAUUUAAUGAAACUUAUGCAAAUUAUUUAUUAAAUAAAUAUUUAAAUAAACAUAGAAAAUCAAAAUGUAUUGCCUAUUUCCUUAUUGAUCGUAUACGUUUUAAACAAUAUAAAAAUGUAAUUUAUAUAAAACCAUUUCGUAAAGAACUAAUUUAUCGUGAAAUUAAACACUUUUUUAUAUUCCCUAAUUAUCCACAAUUAUUUAUGUUAUGUAUUAUAAAUGAAAAUAAUCAUAAUAAUCAUAAUCAUAAUAAUAAAAAAUCUUAUGAAUUAUAUCAAUGUAUGAAUUAUAAUGAUGUUAGUACUGUAUGCCAUUUAACCUAUAAAGCAUCUAUUAAUUUAUAUCAUACAAUACAUGAUCCAAUCACAUUAAAUCAUUUAUUACGUAAUAAUAAUAAUGAUAAUAAUAAUAAUCAUUAUUAUUAUAAUUCAAAACAUCAAUUCAAUUAUUCAACAUUCAAUAAUUCAUUGAAUCAAACAAAUAAUCAUUUGAAUGUUAUAAAAUCAAUCAAACAAAUUGAUCAUCCUAUUGUAAAGAAUAAUUCAAAUUUAAAUUUGAAUUCUAAUUUAAUUAUUCAUAAUUCCAAUGAUUAUUCAAUAAAUAAUAAUAAUAAUAAUGAUAAUAAUAAUUAUUAUUUAAUUAGAAAAGGAUCAAUAAAAAGUACAUCAAAUUUAGUAUGUUCUAAUAAUUUACAAUUAUAUCAACCAAAAUUUUAUUCAUUAUAUAAUUUAUAUUCAAAUAAAUCAGAAUAUAUUAAUCCAAAGAUGAAUAUAACAAAAAAUCAUGUAUAUAGUGAUUAUUCUGCAAGCAAACUGUUCCCUAUCCCUUACAAUAAUAAUAAUAAUAGUGAUGAUAAUAAUAAUGAAGAAGAAGAAGAAAAACAUAUUUAUAUCAAAGACAAUAAAUUAUUCAAACAAAAGACAUUAAAUGUAACGUCUUCAACAUCACCAUUAUCAUUGACAACAUUUAAUGAUGAUUAUGAUUUCGACAAAUAUAUACAUACAAAACAAGAUAUAUAUUGUACAAAUUAUCCUAUGAAUACCAAGAGAAAUUCAAUUGAUCUUAAUCAACAUUUAAGUCAACCAUUAGAUUGUAAUCAUAAUGUUAGAAUGUUAAAAACAAUGACAAUACCUACAGGAAAUAAAGUUUAUUAUCGUAAAAACGAUUUAAAUAUUUAUCAUGACAAUAUGAAUGUGAAAAUGAAUGAUUAUGGUUUUUACAAUGAUUAUGAUGAUAAUGAUGAUUAUAUUCAUCUUGAAAAUAAACUCAGGAAGUGUAAAUCUAAUAUUGAUAUAGGGUCAGCUGAUACGACUUAUUUAUGUUAUGAUCCAGUUGUUGGUAUACGUAUAAAUAAUAAGGGCCCAAUUUAUAUGUAUAUGGCACGUUAUAAUUCUACUGUAAUAUCAUCAAAUCAUGAUUGUGUAGAUUUGGAAACUUAUUAAACAAUAUAUUACUUAUAAUCUGUUUUGCAUAUUUCAGUUUUGUCAUAAAAUUCAACUCAAAUUCAUUUUAUGUAUAUAUACAUUCUCUAGAACUUUCAUCCAUGUGUAUCUUUCACUGUUUUGUAUAAGAACGAUGCAAAUCAGAAAUGUAAUGACUUUUUUUUUGAUGAUUGAGAAAUAUGUGAAGCUUGAAGAUUAUGUUACCUAUCUGUUGUAUUUUUACAAAGGUAACCAUUCAAUCAGAAUGUACAAAUUAUUGUCUAACUUUAAUAUAAAAUGAUUACAGUGUUAUAAUAUUUCAUAAUUUUAAUAAUUCACAAUUAAUGCCACUGAUGUAUAAAAUUAAUGUAUAUUAUUACUACGAUGUCACAGAAUUAAUGGUGAACUGUGAGAAUCAAAAUGUCCAUGUUUCGAGGUUUAUGGUAAUAUUUUCUACGUUUCUAUCGUCAACGAUUGUAUGUUAUAUAAUAUUUAACACUUUUAUCUUUGAAUCAGUUCAUUUGACAAAUAAAUUUGUAAAAAUGUUUUUAAAGGUGGUAACUUUGAAAAGAUUCGACUACUUAAUUCACUACUUGCAUGCCUGAAAUUAACAUUCACAGAACAACUUUCGAUUAAAAAUAACUAUUUAUAACUGGCUAUAGCGUGCUCUGAUAGUCUGAAUGAACACUAUGAAUAUUAAAAUUUAACAAACCUUUCUACAUUUCCUAUAUAUCUUUCCUUCAUAUGUAAUAUGAGAAGGUAAUCAGUCAACCUGUUUAAUAUUUGACUUACAUGCAAUAAUAUACUCAAAAAAUGAUCUCAAUUUGUGUAACCAAUGUUACUUAAGUAAUUAUCAAACUCACUUAAUGACAGGUGGAAAUUAAGACUAAACAGUUUUUUGAUAGUUAAGAAUGAAUCUGAGCAUAAAUGAAAAUAAUAUUUAGUGGCCCAACAUCUGACUCCAAGUAGAUCGUAUGUUGAUUGCUAAUGAAAUAUACAUCCUGGCUACCCUCGUAUAUACACAUCGACUUUGAUCGCGUUGGUGAAUAACGGAAUUAAAUAAAUCAAAUAUGAGAAUGAAGUUUUGAGUAUGUAAAUAUUGUACAAUCAUUGAUCGUAAAGCGGAGUAAAACAAAAUGACGCGUAAUGUAAAUGGCGAGUGAACCAACUCAAUUUAACCAAGCAUUGAUCGAUAUUUAUAGUCAGAUAAAAAUAAAUUACAAACAUGUGAUGAAUAAGAUAAGAAAUGCACACAAAAAUACGCUUACAUAAAAUUAGUCAAGGUUGGUAAACGAAGAAUUAACAACGUCAAAAUAUGACUCAACAAGAAUGGAUAAAUUGAUCUCUCCAGAGGAUAGAAUAACCUAUGUGGGCUUGAUAUGGUAUCAACUCCUGUAAAUAAAUAAAUUGAUUCACCAUAUUGAGUUGGAUACGAUUAAAUUUUUCAGGUAUAUCGACAAUUUAUCUAAAUUCUAGAAUAUUAGUAAUAAUGGAGAUACUAUUCAAAGAAUAUAUGAUUAUUCCAACAGAUUACAACCCAAACAAUUUAAUUCUCUCUUAUAAAGAAAAUAUUACAUAACACGAGAUUUCUAUGUGAUAACAUGUUUAGAUAAAUUUAUAAACAAUAAUCAUCUUUGGGAUCUAAUUAAAAAUUUUUUACCAUUCUAUUUUGUUCUGUUGCUAUCUUGGAGACAAUAAUUUCUUUAAAAAGAAAAGAUAAAAUAUCAAUCUAUGGAAAAUCAAUAACUCAGAGUUGUUUACAUACUAUAUGUCAUACCUAAUAGUAAAUUAUCAAAUGGUUAUCACAUUUUAUGAUCCAUAAUUGGUAAAGAGAAAAAUGUCAUAUCAAUUAAAUUAAAUUACUUUACCAUUAAAAAAACAAUAAUGACUAAGCAAAUUUUUACAGUUUACAUUGUAACUAAUUGACUACAUUAUGUAGAAACAUUAUUUAACAUGACAGUUUACACUUGUACAACAGAUUGAUAUGUAAAGCAUGAAAUUCUGUGUUGUAAAAUUCAAUAAACACUUUACCAAG
Schistosoma bovis is the source of this 3574-nucleotide messenger RNA. The record is from the annotation of a GenBank genome assembly. Lineage: Eukaryota; Metazoa; Platyhelminthes; Trematoda; Strigeidida; Schistosomatidae.